CAACUUUUUUUCAUUUACUGAGAUUCCUUAAGUCAACUAUACUGAGAAGUUUUAGUAUUUAUAGAAGGGCCUGGCUCCUAUUCAUGACACAAUGUAGUAGUGCACCAAGCUCUGACUAAGCUUCUUUAGUGUUAAGAUUAUGGUUAUGGAUUCUGAAGAUGUUGUAUCAGCUCCAUCGACGCCUGUGACACCGGGGACUCCCGGUGCUCCUCUCUUUGGGGGGUUCAAACCAGCGAGAUAUAACAGUGGGAAAAGAUCCUUGUUGAAAAGCUGCACGUGUUUGAGUGUCGAACCAUGGAACUUAGAGGAGGGCGCAUUGCCUCCUGUCUCGUGUUCGUUGCCUAUUCCUCCCAUCUCCCUUGCAAGAAAGGUGGGAGCUGAGUUCAUAGGCACCUUUAUACUGAUCUUUGCUGGGACCGCGACAGCCAUAGUGAACCAAAAGACACAAGGCUCUGAAACACUGCUAGGCCUUGCUGCCUCUACUGGACUUGCGGUUAUGAUUGUCAUUUUGGCAACAGGCCAUAUCUCAGGAGCCCAUCUUAAUCCAGCAGUCACCAUUGCCUUUGCUGCUCUCAAGCACUUCCCUUGGAAGCAGGUACCAGUGUACAUUGGAACACAAGUGCUUGCAUCCCUGUGCGCUGCCUUUGCACUUCAAGUGAUAUUUCAUCCCAUAAAUGGCGGAGGAGUAACUGUUCCAUCAGUGGGAUAUAGCCAAGGUUUCGCUUUAGAAUUUAUCAUCAGUUUCAACCUCAUGUUUGUUGUCACUGCAGUAGCCACCGACACCAGAGCUAUUGGUGAGCUAGCUGGAAUUGCUGUGGGAGCUACUGUCAUGCUCAAUAUACUAAUAGCAGGAGGAGCAACAGGAGCAUCAAUGAAUCCGGUGAGAACUUUGGGGCCAGCAAUAGCUGCAAACAACUACAAAGGCAUAUGGAUCUACUUUACGGCUCCCUUCCUUGGUGCACUAGCAGGAGCAGGUACUUACUCUCUGGUAAAGCUACCCGAGGAAGACCUGAAAAACACACCACCGACAGAACACAGCUUCAGAAGGUGACCUGAAUCCCAAUUUCCACCCACAUCAAUAAACUCAGAAUGUAUCAUGGAUGUUGAAGGCGCGAACCAAUGUGAAGUAAAGUUAACACCUGGAGGGCUUCUUCCUAUCUAAACACAAAUGGAUGUUGUUCUAGAAAUAUGACUUGAGAUUUUAAAUCAAAUCAGAAAUUAUCAACUCAGUAAUGCAACCAUGCCUCGUGUUCUGACUAUAUAGCAACAGAACUUAGAGCCAUUAUGAAUUACUCACUUUGUUUACAUGUAUUUUCAGUUAUAAUACACAACUAAGAUCAGUUCUCUAUG
Molecule: messenger RNA, 1350 nt
Organism: Daucus carota subsp. sativus
Lineage: Eukaryota; Viridiplantae; Streptophyta; Magnoliopsida; Apiales; Apiaceae
Product: aquaporin NIP6-1
Exons: 5
Coding region: 140-1051 (303 amino acids)
Biological process (GO): transmembrane transport
Cellular component (GO): membrane
Molecular function (GO): channel activity
Source: RefSeq, a predicted model, not a curated record